AUGAGAUUCAACUCCUCGCAUCCUUUUUCCUCUUCUCUCCCGUGGAACACCGCAGUUCGUAACACUAUCAUCCUUACACUUCUCUUUCUCUCUCUCUCUCUCCCCCUUUCUCCAACCAUCGUCUUCGUGGCAUCUGUUUGCCCGGCACCUGCCCAUACAGCAGACACGGCAGCCAUUUCGGAGCUCCGAGGGUUCCACGACUUUCUGAUGUUCAUGAUAUACAGUGUACACACGUGCGCCGUCCCGGUCGGGUAUGUAGUCGCAAAGGAUGCCACCCUCUGGCUGCGGGUUCCCGGAGAUUCUUCAGCACCUGGCACGAACCAAGGAGCAGCCUGUGGAUACCUGCUACUACCGGUGGGGGCCUGUUGUGGCGAGGACUGCUGUCAUCUUGCCCGUGCAGUGGGGUCCAAAGCUGCAGGAUCAGGACUGCAGACACAUGCUGCGGGAGUGGCAUCCCAUCUGCAAGGCUCACUAUGGCCCGAGCAUAGAGAGCUCGAUGACCACACGUUCUGGUUCUUGUUUUUCGAUUCUGCGCUUGCGUGGCAGGGACUCGAAGCAGCGGAAAAGGAAAUUGGCAGGCAGCAGUUCGCCAUCAGCACCCCUACCGCUUCCGAGGAGAAUUUUGCUACUGCGACCAUCCACGGCAGCCAAGCUGGGACAAAUGAAAUAGCUGAGUUCCACCCGCCGAGAUAUCCAGCAAAGCUGUGCAGAGCGCUUCCAGCUUCGACUUCGACCACCUCCAACCCUUCCACAGCAACUUCGACCACUAAGCCUCACGCCCACCUCCAAUGCCAUGAGCCAUUCGAAGGAUGA
Messenger RNA from Truncatella angustata, 813 nucleotides. RefSeq lists its product as uncharacterized. The transcript is spliced from 2 exons. The record is from RefSeq and is a predicted model, not a curated record. NCBI's taxonomy places the organism in Eukaryota, Fungi, Ascomycota, Sordariomycetes, Amphisphaeriales, Sporocadaceae. The coding region runs from base 1 to 813 and encodes 270 amino acids.